CUGUGUGAGCAUGCGCAGUGCAGUGAAGACUCGAACCACGUCGCUGUACUUAGCCGCAGUACAGCCCCGAGGUUUGGAGAGGAUAGCUUCUGCUUGCAAUUCACCGCCACCAAAUUGUAGCAGCGGGCCGCUUGUAAAAUGGCGAGAUACCUGAGGCCUCCGAAUACGUCUCUUUUCGUUCGAAACAUCGCCGACGAGUCCAGGCCAGAGGAUUUGCGGCGUGAGUUUGGUCGUUAUGGGCCUAUUGUAGAUGUCUACAUUCCACUUGACUUCUAUACACGACGGCCGAGAGGAUUUGCUUACAUUCAGUUUGAAGACGUCCGCGAUGCAGAAGACGCUCUCCACAACUUGGACCGCAAAUGGGUUUGUGGACGACAGAUCGAGAUCCAGUUUGCCCAGGGAGACCGCAAGACCCCUAACCAGAUGAAGACCAAAGAGCGCCACUCCCCUCGCAGCUUCUCCCGCUACGAUGAUGAUCGGGAUGGCCGCCGGAGACGCUCACGGAGCCGCAGUUACGAUCGCCGCAGAUCCCGGAGCCCCUCAUUCGAACGCCGUCCUCGGAGAUCUGAGAGCCCUAGAGACUCUCGGCCCUAUAGUCGGCACAGACGGAGCAGAAGCCGUGAAAAUGACAAGUACAAAGGUCCUGCCCGUGACCACCACAGGACACACCAUGAACCAGGCGCACAUAGUCGCUCUGUUUCCCACUCCCCCUCACCAUCCAGAGCAAGGCCCAAAGGUAAAAAAAGCCAGUCCAGGUCUCACAGCCCCACUGAAGACUUCCACCCGACCUCUAGCUCCCAGAAACAGUCUGUCGGGAGAUCUCCAUCCCGCUCCUACUCUAGAUCCAUGUCUCGCUCACGCUCUCGCUCCAGAUCUUGGGCCGGACGCAAGUCUGGGGGCCACUGACUGACCGACGCUCCUAAACCACCUGUGUUUACGUUUAACAUUCAGCUAUGAUAACUUGAGUGUUUUGCUCUCUGCUUGCAUUUGUUCAUGUAGUUCUGGAGGAAUGUGUUGCUUAAGGAACAGAAGCAGGAGCCACGGAUUACGAUUGAGUGUUUAGUUUUUUGUACGUGUGUAAUGUGGGGUCCUGAGGGUGGGGGAAAAAUGUAGCUUUGGCUUUGCCAAUGACAACUUUUGUACAUGAGCUAGCAAUAUUUACAAUCAAAUUGUUCAGGUUACUUGUUUCGAUUUAGUUUUACUGUGCAUUAUGUAACCAUGAGUAAAAUUUACCAGUAUUUACUAACUGGCCUUAUACGCCAGUAAGUGAAUGUAGUAGUUGGUACCUAAUGUGGUGUCCAGUAUUUUAUGUACAAUAUGUUCCCUUGUACUUUGCUCAGUGAGCACCUAAUGUCUGGGUGUGCCGAUCAAAUCCUUGAACAGUUUUACCAGGUAUUUUACCACGUCAAUAAAGUAGUACAUUCUUGCCA
Molecule: messenger RNA, 1430 nt
Organism: Mugil cephalus (flathead mullet)
Lineage: Eukaryota; Metazoa; Chordata; Actinopteri; Mugiliformes; Mugilidae
Gene: srsf10a
Product: serine and arginine rich splicing factor 10a
Exons: 6
Coding region: 139-906 (255 amino acids)
Molecular function (GO): RNA binding
Source: RefSeq, a predicted model, not a curated record